Molecule: messenger RNA, 5308 nt
Organism: Macrobrachium nipponense
Lineage: Eukaryota; Metazoa; Arthropoda; Malacostraca; Decapoda; Palaemonidae
Product: guanine nucleotide exchange protein SMCR8-like
Cellular component (GO): guanyl-nucleotide exchange factor complex
Molecular function (GO): GTPase activator activity
Source: RefSeq, a predicted model, not a curated record
GCGUCUCCAGUUGUCAGUAGCUUAUAUAUGAAAAUGUAAGUCAUUGAGGGACGAAUGUGUGUGAAAGUCAGUAGCACUCUGAAUGAAGGUGAUUGGAUGCCAAGCUGAAGAGAUUUACUACUAUAUAAAAAUAAAACUUUUGCAUUAUGGCGGGGUGGAGAACAGAUUCCCAGUUUGUGCCCAGCUCUGCAUAUACAACAGGGUUUCUAAACCUUCCAUCAGAACUGGACAUAAGGUCGUCAAUAAGAACGGAAACUUUCAGGCCUUUGAAUACAUCUCCAUCCAAGGAAGAUAUUAUUUUGAUGGCAGAGUUCUCAGAAAUUGAAGGCCCAAUGCCUUUGGUGACAAUUCCAAGCAUUCCAUCAGCGCACGUGGACCUGAAUGAUUUUGUUGUUAAAGUUAUGUCUACAGAUUAUCUCAACACAAGUGGUGAGUUUCGUGUGUGUGCAGAUACACAGAUGGUACAGCAAGACAUUGAACCCGGUAUUCAUGUGUAUGUGCAUUAUUUUACCCUGUAUGAUGUGCGGGCUAGAGGUUUUGUACGUCCAAUGUGCCUCUCAUAUAUCACUACAGACUCCAGGAAACUUCUUAAAUAUUUUUCACAGUUAAGACAACAGUUUACGACACAGUCUUCUGAUGUUAUGGCCAAAGGGGUCACUUUAGAUGAUAUAGGAUUGGAAGAUGGUUUGAAAUUGGAAAAAUCAUCUUACCACAAAAAAAUUAGCUUCAGAGACUUUGACAAUGACUCAAGUCACAUUCGAGUUAAUGAUAAUGACUCAAGUCAUGUUCGAGUUAGCCCAGGAUAUUCGUGUUUGUCUUCUGGAGACUAUGAUGCAUGUGAUAGUGGAGAUUUGAUGAACAGAAGUGCCAGUAAUGUAUUUAAGACCAUGUUAGCUGAUGUACCUGCAUACAACACUAUUGACGAAGAUGAUGAUGAAGAAUCAUUGCUUAAACACACAACUCUUGAAGCUGUAGCAUUGCAGUUGAUGGAAUGUCAACACAUCUUAGAUAUUAUAAAACCGCAUUUGGACAAAAAGGAAAUCGAGGAAGAUCUGAACCGUUUGUGUACCGAGAUCUGUUCAAAACCACAGUCGCCUCUCUUUAAAGCUAUGCAUAAACUACUAAUGCUGGAGAAGCCUGAAGAAAAUGCAAAACCAUCCAUAUGCAUCUUAUCCCUUAUGAAGAGAAACUUCAGUGUGAUGCGAUCUGUCCAAAUGUUGUGUGGAAUGGGUUAUGUUGGCUGCCUUUUGAAGCUGCGUUCAAUUCAUGAAAAAUACAAGAAGAGUGUGUUGACUCUGAUUUUUGAGGAUUUAGACAGUCAGAUCUAUGACAAUCCUUUAGGAUCCCUUUUUAUUGGUAACAUUCCGACAAUCAAUGUGAUGAAAAGUAAUAACAAUCCCAUAUCGCCCAAACCAAACCCGUAUUCAUCAUUGUGUUAUGAUGAUCACUUUGUCAACCUCUUAACUUCUGGACCUUCCCAGCUUUCCACUCCAGAUUCUGAAUAUGCUGAUGCCAUUGAAAUACCAAAAGAAGGUCCAGACAUAUCAGAAGCUGUUGAUUGUUUGCAGGUUUUCCCAGUAAAAAGGGAUAAUGGGGAAGAGGAAUCUGACUCAGUAUCUCAAGACAAUUCAAAUUCAGCUUUGUCUUCGGAAAAUAGGAGAAUUUCAGGUGAUAGUGAUUUUCAGGAGACAACUGAAGAUAGCUAUGAUGGCGUAAACAAUGGUGAAAAGCGACCAAGUUUAGUUCCGCGUGGCAGCAACAGCAGCAGUAGUAGCUGGUCAUCAAAUCCACAGUAUGACUGGGGUCACUUUGAAGGAAUUGAAGAAGAGGAAUUGGUACAGGCAGGAGUAGCUUUUGCCUUAGGGGAAGAGGUUCAACCCCGUGUUAACAUUGAUGACAGAAUGUUAACUAGUCAAGCAUGCCGAUUAUCUGGACUAAUACAGCAGUUUUGUGGAGUAUCUCACUGCUUAGUUCAUGCCCUAUUGUCUGGACGGCCCAUUGUAUUAGCUGCAGCAGACAGUUACAAACCCUUGGUGAUGCUGUAUGUAAGAGCCCUGUCAACUCUCCUACCUCGCUCAGCUUCACAACAAUUACCAGUUCUAAGAUGGCACACAGGCACUAUUACAAAUCAUCAUGUUAAACAAUUCCAAGUCAUGGGUGUUUGUAUUCCAGAACGUCUUCAUGUACAGGACCUAAUGUCAAAUGCUACUUUGAAUCAGGUCACUGUUCUGAACAUCGAAACUGGUCACAUCUCUGGCGUAGCUUACAGUGGAACCCUAGUGCGAGGAGUUGAACAGUAUGUUCGCAGGCUAUUCAGCUCAAAUUCUGCUCUUCAGACAUCAUUGCAAGCCAUAACCAUAUCAUUAGGGCUCAAAAUCUAUUUGCUCUACCACCUUCAGCUAACUACAAAUCGCAGCACCAAAGAAAUCCUGAAAGGCAUAGGAGUGGCAAAGGGUGACUGGGACAUAGUAGAUAACUUGUGCACCAUUGUGCAAAAUCAAAUCAAAACAAAUUUGUGACAUUGUGUAUUUGUAUGAGAGGGAUUUCUGAUUGAGCUCAUUAAAUUUUAUUGUAAUAUGAAGUACUUAAUUAGUUUUUUACACUGUAGAGUACCAAUAUUCAUCACAUAUCAGGAACUCCCAUCUUUUAGCAGAUUAGGGAUGAUAUUUUAUGUACAGUAUUUCAAUUUAAAUUCCAUUAGUAAAGGAGAUAUAUUUUUUAGGGGUAACAUAGCUCUCAUAUGCCUAGCGAUAAUAUAUUUUCCAAUCUGAAUUACAAGUAAGUGUUCUGUAUAGCUUAGGAAAAAUAUUUUGUACUAGAAUACAAGUAGUACUAAAUACUCUUACCCUUUGUGGUGCUUUACAAUAUGGAACAAAAGCUAGUAAAUGACAGUGUAAUACUACCUCCUAAGUCUCAGUUAAAGAAGUUCAUAUAGUGUGUAUAUGAAUCUCAGUCAGGCUAUUCUUGUACUGUGUUUUCAAAGAAAUUGAGCCAAAGACCAAAGCAUUGUAUUUUUAAGUUACUUCAAUUAGCUUUACCUUAAGAACUUUUUUUAAUUUCAAAUCUGUUUUCAGAUUUUUAAAUGUUACCAUAUGUUAGGUUUGUCAGAUGAUGUAAAAUUUUGCUCUUAAUUUUACUACAAUUUUUAUAGGUGAAGAGCUCCAGUACAUUAUUUUUAAUAUUUUUAUAUGCCAAGAACUUCAUUAGCUCUAGAUUAGACUAUAAACUUACUGAUUCCCACUGGAAAAGAUGACCUAUUUCAAUUUUAUAAUUUUUAAGGAUGUCUAGCUUGCGGCUACAGUAUUUUUGCCCAUAAACCAGUGUACAUACUAUAUUUGGAGUCACUAUUUAUAAUUCAAAAGAUUAGCUAAAUUAAAACUUAAAAUAUAAAGGAGCAACUAUUGCAUUGAAUUACAUGGAGAUUGUGCUGGAGUGGGAGAGAUGUUACUGAUUGUUUUUGUAAGCUUAUGAUUUGUCAAAUCAGUCAUACUGUACACUAUGCGGACAUCUUCAAAAGGUCACCCAUAGGAAUUAGUGAAGUGAAUGGCUUCAGAGUUAAGCAGAUAGGGUGAUUUUUGUAACUAUUGUAUUCUUAAGUUUUUCCACACAACUUGAAUAAAGGUUUGAAAGUCAUGUAUAUUGCAUUUAUAUACUAGUAUUUCUGGGCUCAGCCGUGUCGCUCCGUGAAAUGUGUCCUACUGGGCGACACGGCUUCCUCGCCCAGAAAUAGAUUUUUCCUACGUCAAAAUCCCUUUUAUGAUUUCAGUGAGGCCAUAAUGUACAUAAUAUCACCUAUUAUUCAUUGGAGUCACUGUUAUGAUACAGAUUUGUUGAGAGUCUUAAUUAUAUACCUUUUUUUUCAAUGCAUAAGUGAAAACAAGUUAUAACAUUUACCAGAGUUUACUUGUUUUAUACCCUGUAUUUUUAGGCCAUGUAUAUUUGGAAGCUAAGUAAUUUGACAAAAAACAUCAUGAAUUUUUUUUUUGUCAAAUGAAGGGUUUGGGGUUUUCAGGUGGAGCAUUCAUAGCACUCGGAAAAAGGAUGAGUAUCUUAGUCCAACAGUAUUUUCAUAAUUUCUUAAUUUGUUCCACUGCAAAUGUCCUUUUAUUUCCUGCAUUGUUAAUGUUUUCCCUGUAAUAUUGCUUAUUUAAAGGGUCUUUUUGAACAUCACAUUCUGGUGAUAGCUUUUGCAAUUCAUUUCUUUCCAAAUUUAUUUGAAAUUACUUGAAAAAGAAUGAGUUUGGUCUAGUAUAAGUUCAAGUAGAAUUACAUCAUAGUAGGGCACAAGACCAGACUCUUCCUCUAGAAGCUGGGCUUGAUAACAAAAGUUAAGUCCAGGUUCACUCUAGUACAAAAGUUCUAAUGUUUAUAAAUUGUAUGUAGUCCUCUCAGCAUCCUGCAUCCCUUUACCAUAGAAUUAGAAGCCUUGUAUCACUGAUAUACGUAUUUUUGUUAUAUAUAAUAUUUCCCUUUUACAGGAGUAUGCAUGAAUUUAGUCACUUCACUGGCUCCUAUUGUAAGCAAUUUUUCCUGAAUUUCCACUUUGAUUGCUGGACUUUGCAAUAAAGUGAGUUAGGAAUAUUUGUUGGAUUUCAGAAGAGUAAACCAUCAUAAAAUUGCCUUUUCAUAAAGUCCUCGAACAAAAAUCUACAAAUUGUAAUGCUGAAAUACAAAACCCGGGGGUAUACAUUUUAAACUGUGAAAAUUUUAUCCUUUCUUUCACUGUAUCCUAGAAACAGGCACAAAUUUAUAUAAAUUUCUCUUAGAACAUAGAAAAUGCUUUUGUAGAUCUUGUUGGGAAAAAUGUCUCAGAAUAGCUUUGAUACCAGUACAUUGCUUUUGAAAAUUAACAGUAUGAAAAGUGCAGAGUUGUGGAAGGAACAUUAAUUAAUUCAGUACCCACAGAGGUUGGCAACAAAACCUUUAAUACCUUGUGCCAAAUUUGUGUAGCAUUGUUCUUAUUGGAAACCUAGGUGUUGAAUAUGGGUAGAGAGGCUAAUAUGAAUUCUGGGUAUGACUGGUAUCAUUUACCCGGCAAUUCCAAUACUGACCCAGGAGAAAACAUUUGGUAGUACAGUAUCUUAAAAGUAAAUGUACAUGGAUGCCUAUACCAUUAUGGCAUCAUAAAUCACGGAGAUUCGGUUAAUGGCAGUUUUUGCUUAUCAGCACACCCCCGGGAACGGAACCCCCACUGAUAACUGGGGACUGCCUGUAUGUAUUUGUGCAAGAAAGGCACAUAUGAUCAUUUCCAUUUGUGAUGAAAGCUAAAGAGCUUUUGUAAUGUGCAAAUAAACUUCUACAUGAGAAA